GGAGGUUGGGUCAGGCAAUGGCAGCCUCAGUGUACCGCCGACUGUGCUAGUGAAUGGUCAUGGCUAAGGCGGCUCUUCUCUUGGUGACCUUGCUUCUGGCUGGGUUCGCAUGGGCCCAGGAAUCACGAGGUCACCCCCGGCCCAACGACCAGAAGAACGACCCACCUGCACAGGCCGUCCACGACCCAGCUGUAGAUGACGACGAAGAUGAAUACACAGGGUCCCCUUCCAGGCACCAACCCACGGUGACCCGACAGUCGCUGUUCCCUGACGACGACGAGAGCUACGAGUUGUCCGACUCUGUGUCACGACCUCUGGUACGACGAAGGCCAGGGGCGAGGCGUCGACGACCGCUGGACCCCGAGAGACGACGGCUGUUGCUGCUGAGACGACAACAACUGGGUCUGCCCAUCAGGAAGAGAAUCAGGACUCGCCCCCAAUAUCCGGAGGACCAGUCAGUGCUAUUUACGCCUCCCUCCAUCCCUCAGGUGGAGGAGACGCCACAGUUAGUCACCACUGAGAAACCCGCACCUACGUAUUCCUUCCCCACCACCUCCUCCGAGCCCACCGUCUUCACCUCCACCUCCACCAGUACCUCUAUGUCCACCUCCAGUAUAUCAUCUUCCACUAGCACCACCUCCAGAUCAUCAUUCCCGUCCUUCACUGCUGCCUCGAAGCUCAGAGAACGCUACAAGAAAAUUCGAGGAGGCUGGGGCAUGAAGACGAACAUUAAGGACGAAGAAUCAAAAAGUACCGAGGACGAGUCUGUAGAGCUCGAAUCUACUCCGCUGAGCACCAGAGGCUUGACGGCACGAAGGAGAGGCGUAGCCAGAGUCUUAAAUCGACCAUUGCCACGGAGACUGACACCCAUACCCGUGCCAUCGCCCACGACAACGCCCGCACCCACGGAGGCCCCUCAGCGAGACAAAAGACUCCGCUACCGACCAGUCCUCACUCGGAAGAAGUCUACAUUGAAGGCAAAGUCCACCACCGUCACGCCUUAUACCACCUCUCGAAUCCCAACCUAUGAACGCGAACCACCCUCGUAUGAACCUGACUCACCUGUCUAUAAACCUAAACCAUCGCGUUACGAACAUGAUUAUGAACCCGAACCCGAACCACCAUCCUAUAACCAUGAUAAACUUGGCUAUGAACCUGAAUCGCCAGUGUAUGAAGAUGAUUCACCCAGUUAUAAUCCCCGACCAAACCUCUACGAACCCAAGGCUUCAGAAUCGCCCGUCAGCGAACAAUAUGAAUCCGAGCCAUAUUACUUCGAGACCGAACCUUCCGCGUUUGAGCAGGUGACCGAGGCCAAGUACACACCGGUGCCCAAGAAAGUGGUUCUAGAUCCACUGACCACAACACCUCACAGCAGCAUUGAAGUGAUUUAUGCUCCCCAGGAUGAAGACUAUGAUUCAUUUGAGCAAGUGUAUGAUCCACAAGCGCCGGUGUAUGAUCCACGAUACCCAGUGUAUGAUCCACGAGACCCAGUGUACACCUCGUUACCUGUCUACACCACAGAACCAGCUUAUGAUCAUGACCCUGUUCGUACCACAGAUCAAGUAUAUGACCAGGAGCCGGUCUAUGCCUCUGAUUUUAGAUAUGCUCCCAAGUCAGUCUACGCUUCAGGUCCAGUCUAUGCUCCAGAACCAGCGUAUGAUGAGGAACCAGUCUAUGCUCCAGAACCAGCGUAUGAUGAGAAACCAGUCUAUGCUCCAGAACCAGCGUAUGAUGAGGAACCAGUCUAUGCUCCAGAACCAGCGUAUGAUGAGGAACCAGUCUAUGCUCCAGAACCAGCGUAUGAUGAGGAACCAGUCUAUGCUCCAGAACCAGCGUAUGAUGAGGACAGCCAGGAGUAUCUAGAUGAUGACUAUGAGGACAAGCCUGGGAUUUUUGACCAGUAUAAGUACGGCUACAACGUGGAAUCUAAGGAUACCGGCAACUACCAUGCUCGCUACGAAGCCAGGGAUGGUCGCACCGUCAGCGGGUCUUAUAAGGUGGCGCUGCCUGACGGUCGAGUGCAGGUGGUGACCUACGUGGCCGACGACAAGGGCUUCAGGGCAGAGGUCAACUACGAGGGCGAGGAGAACACGCCCACGCCUCCUGAGCCCCCCGCGCCCACACCACCGGUCAGGAAAUCAGGGCCGAGUGUUGUGGGUCCAGUGCCGCGCCCCUCACCCCACCACCCCACUCACCCAGGCCCCCGCGACACUGGCUACUUCUCCACCCAAAAUCCAAACGUGCCUCAAGUCCCUGACCAUCCCCCUACACGGCCCCGCCUUCUCCCACACCCAACCACCCACCACUCCAGCCGUGAGCGACCCCACGCUUCCCCAGCCGACCAGAAGCUACAUUUCCAUGAGCACGUAGCCACCGUCUCCCCCAACCCAUUCAGGCUGGUUGUAGAGCGUGGGCGAGCCUCAACCUUGGCCCCUCCUCCCCACACCACUACCCUCCCCACCUACACCCCGACACAUGAAAUAGUGCAGCAACCUACUACCACGUCAGCCCCACUCACCACCACUCCCUACCCGCCCGUGACUAACGCCCACAUGACAGACAAUGGAUUCAGGAGCACAGCGACGUCCAAGAUCAAACCUUCCUUCUCCCACAAUAACAACAAUAACUACCACGCGCCAUCCUCCUCCCACGUCCCCAUCUCCUCCCACACUCCUAAUUCUCAACACAGCCCUACCUCUCCACGCACCCCCACCACCACUAAGGCUACGAACGCCCACACCAUUACACCCCCACAUACCACCUUCCAGAAUCCCACGCCAGCACCUGUACUCUCGUCGACCCCUGUGUACCAAUAUAACAGUGAGGACCAGCCCGCCUCCCACACUACCCUCUACAGCCCUGAUAGUGAUUCUGUUGCCUACCUCCAUACCUUGGGUAGGUCCCACGUGGUGCCUGUCUUGCUACCCUAUACAUCCCGCCCAACCCACCACUCACGCACACAGAAACAUGCCCCCGCCCACCUAUAUCCACGACAUGAGACUCCCACCCACCUACGGCAAAACGUGCUUCCAGCGCCGCCCAGGACCUACUUCCUGAACCAGAGGUCUCGUACCAACCUCGCCCACGACGUGCAGGAACAACAUGACGGUGACAGUGUGGAGAUCUUGAGGGGGGACGACCAUCGACCGCGACUCAGCCUCAAGAUCCCAGCACCGCACGAGACAGAUAUCUACCCAUCACCUCCCCCACUCUACCACUUCUGACCUCGUCCUUCUACAAACUGUAUUUUUCAGUUUAGAAAGUAAUCAUAAGUGGGUUUGUUAUUUUGUAAGCUCACAACACGUAAGGAGUUUGUUGUAAGCUUAGUAUACUUUCUUCCUAAGUUUAUAAUAUUUAGGGUUUGCUGUGUUGAAAACUAUUUACUUGUGGGCUUUGUUGUGAGGUCAGUACAGAGUUUAAAGCAGUGACAGAAUGUUGAGUCGCGAGUCUCAAUACUGAAGGAAUUCAAAUCUCCAGUAGAAGUAAGUGCCCACAUCGUCGACACCAAUUUUCCUUUUUUUCCCCAUACAUUUAUCUCGUACUCACCAACCUUCAGCUAAGAGUUAACUGCACUGUAUGUAUGCAGGGACGGAUACAAGAUAUAUAAAGUGGUGCAGUGUACCGAAAACAGUUAGGUGAUUGUCCUCGAAGAUAAAGAGUCCAUUUACAAUUUUGGAGUCAUCUGAGGUUUGAGACUUGUAUAUGUUCUCGUUGUUUUCAUUCAUAACAUAUUCACUCCAUGUUAGCAGUAACAGAAAGUGAUUUACUUUUGAAUUUAAAGAGAAUGGGAGCACUUCCCGUGAAGGCACACUGCAUGGAGGACACCUUUGUAUCCCAUUUUGGUAGUACCAAAUUUUUACCUCCUCCAGAAAGACGAGACGCUUUCUCAUCGCCCUUGCAUCCGUUACUGAUAUGAAAUUUUCAACAAUAAGAAUAUGCCAUAUAACUCGAUCCCUGUUGGGAAUUGUGUAAGUCUGCUCAUUAGAUAUCGUCACUUGUCAAUAUUAAACAUGUUUCCGAAGAUUCUCUCCAGUCCUUGACGUUAAAGGGCCAUCCUGUGUGUGUUACCAUUGACUAUACUAGUACCCUCCAUAUACUAUAUUGCGGUUCCUUCAAUGUUUAGUAAAUGUUGUUCUUUGUCCCCAUGGAUGAUGUUAGACAUUUAGCAAAAACAAUAUUAUGAAUGUCUUGAAUGAUAUUUAAAUGGCUGUCUCUUGAACUUACAGUUAUACACAACUCGUUUCUACGGGAUUUUAUGACCUCUCAUCUGCUGAAAGUCGCUUGUGUACAAAUUGAUCUAGUUAUUAUUCUAUACGGUAAUCAUUGCUUUUAACUUUAUCAAACAUUUAUCUUUCGUUGCUUUUGUAUUUCAUGACUAGUUUACUACUUGUACAUGUGACGACAAAAAGAUUUGUCGUUCGUUAUUUUUGUAUAAGAAAAAUAAAACAAAUAUUUUUAAAA
Molecule: messenger RNA, 4461 nt
Organism: Homarus americanus (American lobster)
Lineage: Eukaryota; Metazoa; Arthropoda; Malacostraca; Decapoda; Nephropidae
Product: adhesive plaque matrix protein-like
Exons: 5
Coding region: 54-3224 (1056 amino acids)
Source: RefSeq, a predicted model, not a curated record